GAUUGAGGCGGUCGGGAGGGCUCAGAGCUUCAUCUACUCUGAGAUGGGGGAGAACGGCAAAGAAUGGAAACCAUGGAAGCCGACCAGCCAUUCAACCGCCCCUUCCAGGGUGAUGCCUGACAUUUGACGGUCCCUUGGGGCUUCUAUAGACUCCCUCCCUGCCUCAUCAAACCUCCCUAGCCCUAGUACUUACCCCCUGCCGUCCCUAAACUCCUCCCUCUCCCUACCCCGCUAUGGAAGCCCCUGUCCGUUGCUGCUUAUGUGCAUGAACUGCUUCGCCAAGGCACUUGGGCACGUGUUUAAAACUUUAAUCAUCGACAAUUACAAUGAUUUUAGGAGCUGGCCGGUGGACUUCCGCUGGGAUGAAGUCAGAACCCACAGCAAUGCUCUGAGUGAGGCGGGGGCUGCUGCGGACGUGUGGCUGAUGCAGGCGACUCCUCACGGCAGCAGCAACGGCUCCCAGAACCAUUUCCUGAACCAGAUUCGGGACCUGCCCCACCAACUGGUCAGUUACGCACUGGCACACUCGCUGGGCCGCUGGCUCGUCUAUCCCGGCUCCAUGUUCCUCACGACUAAGGCUCUGCUGCCGAUGCUGCUCGAGGGCCAGGCCCUCCUCCUGGACAAGUACAAAGGACAGCGGGCGAAGCUGAAGGCUUGUGACGGCAACGAGAUUGACACCAUGUUCAUGGACAGACGUAGGCAGCCGGGAAGGCACAACCGCGGCCUGCACCUGGUCAUCUGCUGCGAGGGCAACGCGGGCUUCUACGAGAUGGGCUGCCUCGCGGCGCCGCUGGAGGCUGGCUACUCGGUCCUGGGCUGGAACCACCCGGGUUUCGCCGGGAGUAGCGGGGACCCCUCGCCGCAGAAUGACGCCAACGCCAUGGACGUGGUCGUCAAAUACGCUCUGCACCGACUGAACUUUCCAGCCGAGCGCGUCGUGAUCUACGGCUGGUCCAUCGGCACCUUCACUGCCACGUGGGCUGCCAUGAUUUACCCCCAGCUGGGCGCGCUGGUGCUGGACGCUCCCUUCGACGACCUGAUGCCGCUGGCCCUGAAGGUGCUGCCCACCUUCUGCAAAGGGCUGGUGGAACGCACCGUGCGGGAGCACUUCAACCUCAACGUGGCCGAGCAGCUGUGCUGUUACUCUGGGCCGGUGCUGAUCAUCCGCCGCACGCUGGACGAAGUGGUCAAUACGGAGGCUCUCUCCUCGGAGAACAGCAACGAUCAGGCUCCCCGCGCGAUCGACUUGGAGGGCAACCGAGGCAACUACCUGCUGCUGAAGCUGUUAAAGUACCGGUACCCCAGGGUGAUGACCGAGGAGGCCAUGGAGGCUGUGAAACACUGGCUGCAGGCGGCUAACCCGGAGCAAGAGGCUGCCGUGUGCCAGAAAUAUUGCAUGGAUGGCGAAUGGUGCUUGACUGUUUUGCAGAACUAUAAUACUAAGAUCAUUAAGUCCAGAAAGAAAUUAAGGUGGGGGAACCAAAACAUCUCCCCACACCCACAUAGCCCAGACUUCCCCUGGAGCGUGGGGGAGGACCUGUCUCCUGCCCAACAGAAAAGACUUGCAAUAUUCCUGGCUCAGAAAUAUAUGAAGAACGUUGAGGCUACUCACUGCUGCCCGUUGGGUGCUGAGGACUUCCAGUUGCCAUGGACAUUGUAGAGCUGGGUUGGGUUAGGGGAAAGGUGGGAGGAGAGGGAGGCAGAAAGGAACUGAGCUUCCUCUCCAUUGCAACUGACCUGCUUUAGGCUCCAGUCCUGUCCUGCCUCAUCCUGCCCCUCUUCUGGGUGCCAGUAAAACUGCCUUUCAAGGUGUGAGGGCCC
This is a messenger RNA of Sarcophilus harrisii (Tasmanian devil), 1821 nucleotides long. RefSeq names its product abhydrolase domain containing 16B (gene ABHD16B). The transcript has a single exon. Gene Ontology annotation, cellular component: endomembrane system. The record is from RefSeq and is a predicted model, not a curated record. Bases 260 to 1660 code for a protein of 466 amino acids. Lineage: Eukaryota; Metazoa; Chordata; Mammalia; Dasyuromorphia; Dasyuridae. Gene Ontology annotation, molecular function: monoacylglycerol lipase activity; glycerophospholipase activity. Gene Ontology annotation, biological process: monoacylglycerol catabolic process; phosphatidylserine catabolic process.